Messenger RNA from Nematolebias whitei (Rio pearlfish), 924 nucleotides. Its product is annotated as olfactory receptor 6N2-like. Bases 1 to 924 code for a protein of 307 amino acids. NCBI's taxonomy places the organism in Eukaryota, Metazoa, Chordata, Actinopteri, Cyprinodontiformes, Rivulidae. Gene Ontology annotation, biological process: G protein-coupled receptor signaling pathway. The transcript has a single exon. The record is from RefSeq and is a predicted model, not a curated record. Gene Ontology annotation, molecular function: olfactory receptor activity; G protein-coupled receptor activity. Gene Ontology annotation, cellular component: membrane.
AUGAUGGAUAUUAAAUUUAAUAUUACAUAUAUCACCCUGGAUGGGUACAUACAGGUACACAAAUACAGAUUUCUUUAUUUUGUGAUCAUGUUUACAGUAUAUAUUCUGAUACUGUGCUGUAAUUUCAUUGUUGUAUCGCUCAUUGUGACACAAAAGAGCCUUCAUGAGCCAAUGUAUGUUUUUAUUGCAGCUUUGUUACUGAACUCUGUUUUGUUCAGCACUGUAGUUUACCCAAAGCUUUUGAUUGAUAUUUUAUCUGAGAGGCAGAUCAUAUCCUAUUCGAGUUGUUUCUUGCAACAUUUUCUGUACUACUCUUUAGGCAGUUCUGAAUUUUUACUGUUGACAGCCAUGGCCUAUGACCGGUAUGUAUCUAUAUGUAAGCCAUUACAAUAUCCAACUAUAAUGGAAAGAAGAACAAUAAGUAUUCUGUUGGUUUUUGCUUGGAUAACACCUGCCUUUCAUCUCUUUGUGUCAUUAUUGGCUGUACGAAUGUUAAAUGAAAAUCCAUGUAGUUAUUCUCUGAAUGGUAUCUUUUGUAACAGUCCACUUUACCAUCUGCUGUGUGUGCGCUUAGAAGCACUUGUUAUACUGGAUAUGAUGACCCUUGUGAAUGUUGCGCUCCUCCCUCUGCUUUGCAUCCUUUUUUCAUACAUCAGGAUUUUGAUCAUAUCCUAUCGAAGUUCUACAGAAGUCAAGAAAAAAGCUUCACGGACCUGUAUACCUCAUCUGUUAGUUCUAAUCAGUUUUUCAUGUUUCGGUGCAUAUGAUGUCAUUACAGUUGUGGUUGAAUCGGAUAUUUCAAAGAUUGUGCAUUUAGCAGUAACUUUACAGAUGGUUGUAUUCCAGCCUCUAUUCAAUCCAAUUAUUUAUGGUCUGAAAAUGAAAGAAAUUUAUAAACAUCUCAAGAGGCUGGCUGGCCUGUAG